This is a messenger RNA of Gongylonema pulchrum, 243 nucleotides long. Lineage: Eukaryota; Metazoa; Nematoda; Chromadorea; Rhabditida; Gongylonematidae. The record is from the annotation of a GenBank genome assembly.
AUGAAUGUAACCACUGAUGUAAAUCCGACAGAUCCAGAACAAGCACAGCGUGGUGUGCCAUGGUGGCUUUACUUAAUCGCAAUCCUGAUUGGACUGUGUGGCUUCUUCAAGCGCAAUCGACCGCCCACUGAGCAAGCUACUUAUAACACGGGUAUCAAAAAUGCAGACAUGUAUGCGGACAGUCAAGUAAGAUAUGCACAUCCACAAAUGUACUCCGAAGAGCGGCAUGGCGUUCGGGUAUAA